AUGGUCAAUCUUCUUGGAUCCACUUCGAUCUGCACCUCGUAGUCCUUUAUUUCGGAGUGUCAAAGAAAUAAAAUCGGCUAUGUGGGAAAAGAUAUCUUCCUCAUAUAAAACUACGAUAUUAAUCAGGGAAAUAAUGACCUUCGGGACUCGUUAUCAUUUUUUGCGACACGUACGUGGACCGUAGAAAAUUUGGGAUCGUGUCUGAAAGCCUGACGCGUGUUUUCAUGCCACGAGUACAUUCGCUCCCGACCAAUUAAAUUAAUUUUGCCUUAUCGUGGCUACCUCAUUGGCUGAGGCUUUUAUUUUCCUGAAACGAAAACGAAUCUGAUAGGGCCAGACCGUCUGCGUGCUCUGGAUGCUGCGGAUAUAAAAUUGGUGUGUGCUAAUUCUGUUUCUUUUCAUUUUCCUACAUUUUUCUCGAGUAGUUGUCAUUCGAAAUCUACAAAAUCAUCACUGAGAAGUUUUCAGUUUUCCCUAAUUUUAUCAAUCGUGGCAUUUUUUUAGUUCUUUCGAGUGUUGUUCCAGAUUUGGCUUCCUUUUUUUUUGUCGUCCUCUGGAGCGUGGAUAAAAAUCAUAAUAGAGUGAAAUUAAAAGUGCUUGGUGGCAGUUUAUUUUUACAGAUGGAAAUUUCGGUUUUAUUGAGUGUCGUUCUCUUUUCUGCUUUCGUCAAAGCAGCCAAAGAAAUUGACUACAGGGAACUACGAUGUUUAGUGUGUAGAUCAACAAUUGAUGAACUUCAACAUGAAUUACGAAAAGUUGAUCCAGCAAAGAAGAUGGAUGUUGGUUCAUUUCGGUUAGAUGCCGAUGGAAAUGCUGUCUUCAAAAAAGUCCCACUAGCAUCAUCGGAAAUACACAUUUCCGAAACCCUGGACAAAGUCUGUGCAAAAUUCGACAACUACAUAAGAGCCACUCACAAAUCGUCAGGACGUUUGACUCUUUUGAAUCUUUUUGCUCCUGCCGGUGGAAUGAAUCCAGACAUGAGUAAAGUCGAAAUUAUUCAAGACGAGGAUUUAAACAAGAGUCUCCGAUUCUUGUGUGAAUUAAUUGUAGAGGAAUUCGAAGAGUCAAUCAUAUCGGGUUUCCAAACCGGAUCACCGAAUGUUCGCGGCCAAAUUUGUACUGAAGAGGCCAAAUUUUGCGACGAUGAUGUAGUUUAUGAAGAGAAGGAUCUAGAAAAUGAGGAACAGAGUUCGGAAAAUAAUGAAGAAGAGAGUUCGGACAGUAGUGACAAAACAGAACUGUAAAUUUAUAGUGAAAUGUGUGUUUUUAGGUACUUAUUUAAAGGGUAACACCACUCUGGCGGCACAAAAAAAAACCUAAUUUUCACGAUUUUUCUUUCGGAGAGCAUGAAAAAAGUAAUAGGAUUUAUUUAGCACGUAUUGAACUACGUAAAAAAAAUUAUUAUCGUUUUGAUAAAAAAUAGCGGUGUCAGAGCCAAUCUUGAAAAUCGUCUUUUUUUUUAAAUACCUUCACGGGAGGACGGUUUU
Belonocnema kinseyi is the source of this 1487-nucleotide messenger RNA. It is a transcript of the gene sel, whose product is annotated as protein seele. The record is from RefSeq and is a predicted model, not a curated record. NCBI's taxonomy places the organism in Eukaryota, Metazoa, Arthropoda, Insecta, Hymenoptera, Cynipidae. The coding region runs from base 621 to 1244 and encodes 207 amino acids. The transcript is spliced from 4 exons. Gene Ontology annotation, cellular component: endoplasmic reticulum.